AUCACAACUGGCAGCCAAUUCAAAGUAAGGCCGGUUAGGAACAAUAUAUUCAGUCCCGCGAGGCGUCCGAAUGCUGCCAGGAAUAACACGAAUUUAGUGAAAGCAGUUGAGAGCAAAUUCAGUUUAACAGAGCCUAAGAAGAGCUUAGGAGGAGCUGCAACGCCGUCUAAGCCCACAGAGUGUAAGCAGCCAGGGCAAGGCGAGCCAAGGAGCACUGCUAAUAAUACAUAUCCCAAGAUUCAAGUGCGACCGCUGGCUGAGCUGCUGAAGCAGGAAAUAAUUGCGGUCACUCAGGAGCAGCGACUGGAAACCGGCACAGCAGGUGCUCUCAGCGCUAGCCCCGUCAAACCUGGCCAGCGGCCAACGGUCCAAAGUCGUCGUCGAACUGUCAGCCACAACAAUCACAAUGGCGGCGGUGACUAUAGUCUCAACGAGCGUCUGGCCCAUAUGGACAAGGAGAGUCUGAAGAAUAUAAUCAACAACAGUGAUACGAUAUAUAACGAGCAUCUGAAGUUGCAAGCGCGACGACGUCUGCGCGAGGAGAUACGACGCCAGCUAAAGGAAAUUGAAUUGGAACAACCAAAGGAUACGCUAACCAAGGAUUUGAUCGAGGACGAAAUCGUCGAGUCCAUCAAGCUGCCGCCAUUUUUGCUGCAAGAGAUUGAAAAGUGUUUCGGAAUAGACAUAUCAGUGGGCGCGACGACAGAGACUAACGCAUCCAAGGGCAACAGGGAUCCAACUCAGGAGCAGAGCACAGAGCAAACCGAGAGCCAGGCCAUGAGAAGCGCCACGGACUUAAUGGAGCGCCUGAAGGUGGCCGAGCAAUUCAGGAUGAUGGCAGCCAAAAAAUGUAGGAAUAAACAGCCAAGUGAAAAGCCCAAAUGUCCCAGCUUGCAGAGCAAGUCCGCUAAAACUUCCGAUAGUAUACCAAAGCCUAAUCCGCAAAGAAAAGAGUCUGAGAGCAGUGCUCCUGCACCAGGGCAACAGCAGCAGCAAUCGCAGAAGGAGUCGAUACCGGUGGAGACAGUGAAUCCGUUGUCCAUUAAACAGGAAAUUCAAACACCGUCGAAGAAUACGCAGAAGAGCAGCGGCAUUAUUGUUGUGGUCAGCUCCGAGGAUGAGGAUAACGAGGAAGGGGAGCAUAUUACUGUUAAGAAGAAGAAAAAGCAAAUUGUUGCCAACGAAAGUGACAAUGACAGCGAUCACUCGAACUCAUCCAGCUGGAGCACAGACUCCACCAAGCGUCGCUAUCGACAAAAACUGGAGAGCGAUGCCAACAACAUUGUCGACAGCUUCGAGAAACUGAUAUUGCCGCAGCUGAAGGAGUCGGUAGCGGAGCGCUAUCGCAGCAGCCACUGUGACAAACUGCGAAAUCGGCUGCACUUCAUCUCCUGCGUGGUGACCAGCAGUGAGCACAACUCCCAGAGCUUCAGCAAAGCGGAAGUGGCCAAGAUACAACAGAAUCUCAAAUCGAACGACUAUCGCCAGGCCAUUGAGUUCCUGUUGCGUGAAAUCGUGAAUGUUGUCAACCUGCAGAAGCAAACCGCAAUGGCGCGGCGCAAGCAGAACUUGGAGAAGGCGCUGCCUAAUGAGCUUAUCGCCACAACAGCCGCUGCGAAAAAUGCUGAGCCCGCGUCUGAGUCACAUCAAAGGGAAGCCGCUGGGCCGGCAGUCGCGGCAGCCGCGGCAACCGCUCAAGCUGUGAUGCCGCCCACACCGCCGCGAAAUGGCACGCCCACACCAACAACCGUUGCAAGUGCGGUGCGUCCGCUGCACACAUUGCCCACGGGUCUGCCCUACAUGGGCCUGGACUCGACUGUGGCGCAUCUAUCGCCCGGCAGCUUCUCGCCCAACGACUCGAUCAUGCUGAUGGGCGAUUCCGUGACGCACGGCCUACUUGAGAUCGAUCGCCGGCUGCUGGAGAAUCAAAAUCGUCGUGGGUUUCUCGAGGAGAUGAUUAUGAAGUUUCAGCGCGAGAAAUCCGACUUGGAGAUGCUCAGUCUGGAGCUGCAGAAUCGCAAGUUUCUGCUGCUCAACACGGUGAUUUCAAGGAAUCAAACGGCGACAAUGCCUCCGCUAACCACCGUAACUCCCACGAUCUCGCCACUGCUUCCAUUGCCAACUACCAAUCCAGCACCAGCAACAGAUGUCGCAGCACCCGCAGUGGCUCCUGCUAAAUCUGAAGCCAGCCCUCGUAAGCGAAAGUGUCGCGCCGUCGUCGUGAAACGUGUCAAGAUCUUACCCAAACGUAGGCGUCUAGUCAAAAGAUCAACAGAGCCCACGCCGAGCCACGCAGCUGAUAAAAAGGUUGCCCCCAAAGAGACGGAGACAGAGCCUGAGCCCAAUAUUCCGCAGCCCAUGGCACUGCAGUUGAAUAUCAAGCAGGAGCCGAUCGAGGCGCCAAAGACGCCACCGCCGUCAACUCAAUCAAACCCGACUGUAAUUGGCAACAGUCCCCAGUAUCAGCAUUUGACCGCAUCUGUUUCGGCCAGCUUGGCACAGCAAACGAUGGCAGUGGUACCACCGCUGCCACCACCACCGCCGCCGCCGUUGCCGUUCGCCAACAUGUCACAAUAUGAUCUGCCGCGGGCGCUGCUAAAGCCGACUGCGCCCGUACCGACACCGUGCAGCGCAGAGUCUCAAAUGGCAGCGAAUUUGGAGAGCUAUAAUUAUGACUAUAUACCAACCGGAAGAUUGCAUAAUAUCAGCUGUCCCAUCACCCAGAUUCGCGUCUAUAAGGCGUACAUCAUAGCGGCCUCGGAAAAUGGCGAUAUCUUCCUGUUCAACAUUGGCACUCACAAGCUGGAGUUUCAGAUAACCAAGCACAGCGAAGCGAUUACGAAUAUGUAUCUGUGCGAGAAGGAAUCCUUCUUAUACACCACGUCCUUGGAUGGUUUCUUCAAGAAAUCCUCACUAGAGAAUCUGGAACGCGUAAUGCAGACAGUAUACCUAAAAGAACCCCUACAAUCUAUCGACAUCGAAUGGGGCGUUGCGUUUAUCGGCAGUCGUUGGGGCAAUAUUUUUACCUAUAAUAUAGCGGCUAAUAAAGUGAUGGACCUGCCGCUGCUAUCAACUGGCCAGUCCGUCAUCGCCAUUAAGGCCACCAAAGAGGGUCCUCGCAAUAUAAUUAUAUUGGGCUGCAAGGGAAAUGUGGUGCUGUUGCACGAUGCGGCAACUGGUUUGCUGUUGCGUCGUCUUAGCAUGCCCGACGGCCUCAAUGUUUACAGUCUGAUGCUGCUUGAUGGCCAUCUGUUUUGCGGCACCCAGAAGAAUGAGGUGUUCAAGUUCGACUUUGCCACUGGUUUGGUGACCAACACAUUUCCUUGCGGCAAUGGUGCCGUUACAAUGGCGUUGUAUAAAGAGAACUAUCUGCUUAUUGGCUGCUACGAUGGCUACGUCUAUGUGCUGAACAAGGAAACUGGCUUGCAACUGGGUCGAUUCGCUGGACCUGGACGUUUGGUGCUUGCUCUGGCCCUAGCUGGCGACAAGGCCAUCACCUCGUCAAAGGACAACGCCUUGGAGAUACUUCAAAUACCGCCAGAAUUGUUUGCCUAUGAUCAAUCGACUUUAGAAUAAGGGAUUAGCAAUUUGAAUAUAAUUUGUAUAUU
Messenger RNA from Drosophila navojoa, 3608 nucleotides. RefSeq lists its product as uncharacterized. Lineage: Eukaryota; Metazoa; Arthropoda; Insecta; Diptera; Drosophilidae. The record is from RefSeq and is a predicted model, not a curated record. Gene Ontology annotation, molecular function: protein binding; RNA binding.